Molecule: messenger RNA, 960 nt
Organism: Aspergillus nomiae NRRL 13137
Lineage: Eukaryota; Fungi; Ascomycota; Eurotiomycetes; Eurotiales; Aspergillaceae
Gene: prs2
Product: proteasome core particle subunit alpha 1
Exons: 5
Coding region: 128-889 (253 amino acids)
Biological process (GO): ubiquitin-dependent protein catabolic process
Cellular component (GO): cytosol; nucleus; proteasome core complex, alpha-subunit complex
Source: RefSeq, a predicted model, not a curated record
UUUCGAACCUCAUCAUCCCCCAUCGCCAUUCCCCCUCUUCGUGCCUCUCGAUACCUUCGUUACCACUUCCAUUUUUGUUAUUCCCUCUUGGUAACUUUGCAGAGUACUAUAUACACUCGUCGCCAUCAUGUCUGGAAGCGCAUAUGACAGACAUAUCACAAUCUUCUCGGACCAAGGUCGUCUGUAUCAAGUCGAGUAUGCCUUCAAAGCCAUCACUUCAGCCAACAUAACUUCGUUGGGUGUGAGGGGAAAGACCUGCGCCGUGGUGUUGUCUCAGAAGAAAGUUGCUGACAAACUGAUUGAUCCAUCCUCCGUUUCACAUAUCUUUCGGCUCUCUCCCUCGGUUGGUUGUGUCAUGACCGGUUCUAUAGCGGAUGCUAGGGCUUCCGUUGACCGUGCUCGUGGAGAGGCGGCGGAAUUCCGAUACAAAUACGGUUACGAAAUGCCCUGUGAUGUUCUUGCGAAGCGACUUGCCAAUAUAAAUCAGGUCUACACACAGAGGGCUUACAUGCGCCCGUUAGGAGUCGCUACGACCCUGAUCUCUGUCGAUUCGGAGAAUGGCCCACAGGUCUACAAAUGCGACCCUGCAGGCUACUACGUCGGAUACAAGGCCACCGCAUCUGGUCCGAAACAGCAGGAGGCGAUCACUUACCUGGAAAAGAAGCUGAAGAACAAGGAUUACGCCGAGGGCAGUUGGGAGGAAGUUGUCGAAUUGGGAAUCACAGCCUUGAGCAAUGUGCUUAGCGUCGAUUUCAAGAAGCACGAAUUGGAGAUUGGAAUCGUUGGCGGCCCUCGGGCGGAUGGCCAGGAGGGCACGGAUGUCAAUUUCCGGGCUCUGACGGAGGAUGAGAUUGAUGAACGGCUGCAGGCGAUUGCCGAAAAGGACUGAAUGUUGAACGUAUGAACAUGCAUGUUUGCUAGACCCGAAUGAUAUUUAAUAGCAUCACUCCGACUCCGGUU